Molecule: messenger RNA, 1731 nt
Organism: Erinaceus europaeus (western European hedgehog)
Lineage: Eukaryota; Metazoa; Chordata; Mammalia; Eulipotyphla; Erinaceidae
Gene: PPM1J
Product: protein phosphatase, Mg2+/Mn2+ dependent 1J
Exons: 10
Coding region: 47-1564 (505 amino acids)
Biological process (GO): protein dephosphorylation
Molecular function (GO): protein serine/threonine phosphatase activity
Source: RefSeq, a predicted model, not a curated record
GACCUUGGGGGCGGGGCCACGGCCGAGGGCGGGGCAAGGAGGCAGCAUGCUAAACCGGGUGCGCUCGGCAGUCGCGCACCUGGUGAGCUCCGGGGGCGCCCCGCCUCCGCGCCCCAAGUCCCCUGACCUGCCAAGAGCGAACUCAUCGCCAACCGCCGACCCUCCAGAAGCGCCCAGGAGCCCUCCGGCGAAGGCUGGGAGAGGGAAGGCGGCGCCGGAGAAGACAGCGGAGACUCGAGCGAGCUUCUCCCGACCGACCUUUCUACAGCUGAGCCCGGGGGGGCUGCGGCGAGCGGACGACCACGCCGGCCGGGCAGUGCAAAGCCCCCCGGACACCGGCCGUCGCCUGCCCUGGAGCACGGGCUACGCAGAGGUCAUCAACGCCGGCAAGAGCCGGCACAAUGAGGAUCAGGCUUGCUGUGAAGUGGUGUACGUGGAAGGUCGAAAGAAUGUUUCAGGGGCAACCAGGGAACCUUACGGAGGCCAGGGGCUCUACUUCUACUACUGGGGCCUGUUUGACGGGCAUGCAGGGGGUGGAGCUGCUGAAAUGGCCUCCCGGCUUCUACAUCGACACAUUCGGGAACAGCUACAGGGCUUGGUAGAGAUACUCCAGGACCCCUCACCACCUCCUCUCUGCCUCCCAUCCACUCCUGGGACUCCAGGUUUCUCUGAUCCUACUCACGUGGUUGGUCCUCAUUCCUGCUCAUCUUCACAGAAGGAAGUGACCCAUGAGAGCCUAGUGGUGGGGGCUAUUGAGAAUGCCUUCCAGUUCAUGGAUGAACAGAUGGCCCAGGAGUGGCAUGGCCACCAAGUGGAGGGGGGCUGCUGUGCGCUGGUCGUAGUCUACUUGCUAGGCAAGGUGUAUGUGGCCAAUGCAGGUGAUAGCAGAGCCAUCAUUGUCCGGAACAAUGAAAUCAUUCCAAUGUCCAGGGAGUUCACCCCGGAGACUGAGCGCCAGCGUCUUCAACUGCUUGGCUUCCUGAAACCAGAGCUGUUGGGUGGUGAGUUCACCCACCUGGAGUUCCCCCGCAGAGUGCAGCCCAAGGAGCUGGGUCAGAAGAUACUGUACCGGGACCAGAAUAUGACUGGCUGGGCCUACAAAAAGAUCGAGCUUGAGGAUCUCAGGUUUCCUCUGGUCUGUGGGGAGGGCAAAAAGGCCCGAGUGAUGGCCACUAUUGGGGUGACCCGAGGCUUGGGAGACCACAACCUCAAGGUCUAUAGCUCCACCCUGCCCAUCAAGCCCUUCCUCUCCUGCUUCCCUGAGGUGCAAGUGUAUGACCUAACACAGUAUGAGCACUGUCCAGAUGAUGUGCUUGUCCUGGGGACAGAUGGGCUGUGGGACGUCACCAGUGAUGAUGAGGUAGCCGCCACUGUGGACAGGGUGCUGUCAGCCUAUGAGCCCAAUGACCCCAGCAGGUACACAGCUCUGGCCCAAGCUCUGGUCCUGGGGGCCCGGGGCACCCCUCGGGACCGUGGCUGGCGUCUCCCCAACAACAAGCUGGGUUCCGGGGAUGACAUCUCGGUCUUCGUCAUUCCCCUGGGAGGGCCAGGCAGUUACUCCUGAUGGGCUCAGCCCCAGCCCUCCCACCAGCAUCCCAGCCUCUCCAUGCUUCACCUUCCCCAACUCCAAAAUGCUCUCCCUGACCUUCUUUAGUGACAAAUUUAACUGAAGAAGGGAUGCCAGUCAGAUCUUCAAAUCACAGCUCUUGGCAAAUAAACCAGGUCGAUAAA